CGUAUUUUUCCCGCCACUAAAGUCGUUAACGGUUGCACCAUUUUUUGUUAUUGUUUUGUGUGAUUUACCUGUAGUGAAGCAGACACCCAAUUGUUUUUUUUUGAGUUCUUAAGUGUACACAAGAUAACGUAGGAACAGAAAAAAAUGAAUGACACCUUGAAUAGUAGUAGCGAUCUGGAAGAUACGUUGGAAGUCCAUAGGAAAAGGAAAAUGCCAGUAUUUAGUGCGUCUGACUCUGAUGAAAUGGAAUUCAGUGGCCUCCACAGUAGUAGUAGUAGUUAUCACAGCAGUGACUCGGAAAUCGAAUUGGAGAAAGAAUUGUGGGAUAACAAAAUACCUAAAAAACUUCCUCAGAAGAGGCAAUACAAAAGGAAGGCCAUUCGGAAGGUGAUCGAUAAUGAUUCUCUUACAGAAUCGACAAAGAAAGCUGAAAAGGCUGAAAAAGAAAGGAAGGCUCGUAUUUUAGAACGAGAAAUAAAGUAUAAUGAAGUAUUUAGUCUGCCUUUAGAUGGAUGUCUGGAGAAGGUGGUAUUGGAUUUUGACGGGGAAAAGGAACUACUGUCGGUUAACGAAGUGAUUGCUAAAAAGCUUAAACCCCAUCAAGGGAAAGGUAUACAGUUCAUGUGGGACACCUGCUUUGAGACUGUGGAAAGGGCAACGUCUACUACAGGUUCCGGUUGCAUUUUAGCUCAUUGUAUGGGCCUUGGCAAGACUUUACAGGUCAUUGCAUUUACGCAUACACUUUUAACAAAUGAUGAAGUCACUAAUGUUAGGAAUGUUUUGGUUGUCUGUCCGUUAAACACAGUUUUGAAUUGGGAAUCUGAAUAUCAGAGAUGGCUAAGCGACGUGAAAGGACCACGGCUCAACAUUUACCAAUUAGUAUCCAGUAAAACCAAUCCUGCGCGAGAACGUGUCGUACAGGAUUGGAAUAAGAAAGGAGGAGUUCUGAUUAUUGGGUAUGAAAUGUUCAGAAACUUGUCAAAUCCAACAAACCAGCGUUUGAAAAAGAAAUCCAAGGAGUGUUUUCAAAAAUGUCUUGUUGAUCCAGGACCCGAUUUAGUUGUCUGUGAUGAAGGUCAUCUUUUGAAAAAUGAAAAAUCGAACUUGAGCAUUGCAAUGAAUAGAAUUCGUAGUCCAAGAAGAAUAGUACUUACUGGAACUCCUAUGCAAAAUAAUCUGAAGGAAUAUUUUUGUAUGGUUCAGUUUGUAAAACCGCAUCUAUUAGGAACUUACAAAGAGUACAGAAACAGAUUUGUCAACCCAAUCACUAACGGACAGUACACAGAUUCAACGCCACAAGAUAUAGAUCUUAUGAAAAAACGUUCUCAUGUACUUCAUACCAUGUUGGAUGGGAUAGUACAGAGAAGAGAUUAUUCCGUUUUAGCACCGUAUCUUCCACCUAAGUAUGAGUAUGUCUUAUUUUUAAGGCUUUCACCUAUACAAAUCAAGUUGUAUGGACACUACAGGAAUAAUUACUCACAAGUUACAUCCGAAAGUUCGCUAAGCUCAACAUAUUUAUUUAAAGAUUUUCAUGACUUCCAAAGAAUUUGUACCCAUCCUCAAGUAUUGUUGAUGAGAAGCAGAAAGGAACCGUAUGAGAUGGUAGGUGCAAAUGAAGAUUCUGAAAGUUCUUUGAUUGAUGACGAGCCUUCGCCUAGUACUAGUAGCAAUAACUCAGAAAAUGAUAGUAAGAAUAAACCCAAAAUUGUAAAGAAGCCAAAGAAACGCACAACUCGAAAUUCAGCAGCGUCUACUGGAAUUGGUGUUGAGUCAACUAAUCAGCCUCAGUGGUGGAAUAAGUACUGUAAGCCCGAUGAUUUCGAACAAAUUGAUCUGAGCGCCAAGCUGUAUUUAUUGUUUAAGAUUAUAGAAGAAUGCCAAGCCAUGGGUGAAAAAUUACUGGUAUUUUCCCAAUCUUUAUUAUCUUUAGACGUAAUCGAAUAUUUUUUGGCUAAAAUUAAUACAGCGACGAGAGAAGGUGAUAAUAGUAAAGUGUGCGAUUUUUCCGGAUCCUGGACUUUAGGCCACGAUUACUUUAGGUUAGAUGGACAGUCGUCAUGUGAUAAUAGAAUAAGGGAUUGUAAUAUAUUUAAUAACAAAGAUAAUGCGCGCGCUAGGUUAUUUUUGAUCUCUACUAGGGCUGGCGGUCUCGGCAUAAACUUAGUGGGGGCCAAUAGAGUAGUUAUCUUUGAUGUCAGUUGGAAUCCAGCACAUGAUGUUCAGAGCAUCUACAGGAUCUAUAGGUUUGGACAAACGAAACCGUGCUAUGUCUAUAGAUUCGUCAUGUAUGGCACGAUGGAAAUGAAGAUCUAUGAAAGGCAAGUGACAAAGCAGGCGAUUUCGAAACGAGUUAUCGAUGAGCAACAGAUUGAUAGACAUUAUAAUCAAGACGAACUAGCAGAAUUAUACAUGUUUGAUCCAGAACCGACUGAUACCGUAAUACCUCUGGUGCCAAAAGACAAACUGUUGGGUGAAUUAUUACAAAUGGAAAGCGAUCGAAUUUAUAAGUACCACGAACAUCAAUCUUUACUCGAAAAUAUUGAAGUGGAAGAAUUGAAUGAAGCAGAACGGAAAGCCGCUUGGGAAGAGUUUGAAAGGGAAAAAUUAGAUCUGCCUGCUAUUGACACUAGUAGCCUAGAAUGGAUAAAUACUGUUCCAGUUCCUCGUAUUAGGGUAGCUUUGAAGAACAUUAUUCAAAGGGAUAAUCCGUAUUGGACACAGGAAGAAGUUUUGAGUGCCAUUCCUCUGAUAGUGAAACAGCUGCAAACCCAAGCACAAAAAUUAUACGGCCAUUAGUCCUAAUUUAUGAAUUUAUUUUAUAUUUGUUUCUAAAUGCUCAAUAUACUAUUUUUGUAUUGUCUUAUUA
This is a messenger RNA of Photinus pyralis (common eastern firefly), 2866 nucleotides long. RefSeq names its product transcriptional regulator ATRX homolog. Gene Ontology annotation, molecular function: ATP binding; ATP-dependent chromatin remodeler activity; ATP hydrolysis activity. The record is from RefSeq and is a predicted model, not a curated record. The transcript has 14 exons. Gene Ontology annotation, cellular component: nucleus. Lineage: Eukaryota; Metazoa; Arthropoda; Insecta; Coleoptera; Lampyridae. The coding region runs from base 145 to 2796 and encodes 883 amino acids.